Molecule: messenger RNA, 711 nt
Organism: Emiliania huxleyi CCMP1516
Lineage: Eukaryota; Haptophyta; Isochrysidales; Noelaerhabdaceae
Exons: 1
Source: RefSeq, a predicted model, not a curated record
UUCUGGACCCAUCGAUGGCCGUCGCCUCGACGCCGCUCGUCGCGGCACCAUCGUGCCCGGCCUGGGCGAAGCAUCGUCGCGGGCGCCAGCCGCAGUUCGACGGCAAGCCGUGCGAGCCUGCUAACUAAGGAGGAGGACAUGUGGCUGUGCCUGGCCGACGGCCGCGCGCGCAGCACCGCCGACCUGAAGCGCCUGGCGACAGCCGCUCGGGUGCGAGCGAAACGAGCAGGAGAUGCAGCCGCCGCGAACACGCGCGAUCGGCAGGCGCGCGACCAGCGCCGCCGGCAGCGUGAGCAGCACGACCGGCGCGCAGCGCCGGCGGUCGCCAAGACCGUGCGCCCACAACGCGGCCAGUGUGGCUGCCCGGCGCACGCGGUGUGCGGCAUGUGCGUCGACCAGGGCAAGCUCGCCGCGGCCGAGCAGGCGGCCAUCGACCUGGAGACGCGCUUCCACGCCUCGACGAACGUCGUCAUGGACCUGGAGCGGCCCGAGGACGAGACGGCGGCGCUGCUGCAGCGCUGCGUGCACGUCUCCGACGAGACGAAGCGGCGGCUGCUGGGCGAGUGGAGCGACGAGCGCAUGGCGCACGCGCUGCCGCUGCACGCAUGCGCCUCGUGCGGCGUGCGGGACCCGUCGCUGACGUACACGCGGGUUGACGUGUCGGCGCUGCCGCGUACUGUGUCUGUGCGCGUACUGUGUCUGUGCGCGUAG